Anopheles darlingi is the source of this 1681-nucleotide messenger RNA. Its product is annotated as retinaldehyde-binding protein 1-like. The coding region runs from base 304 to 1296 and encodes 330 amino acids. The record is from RefSeq and is a predicted model, not a curated record. Gene Ontology annotation, cellular component: membrane. Gene Ontology annotation, molecular function: phosphatidylinositol bisphosphate binding. The transcript has 2 exons. Lineage: Eukaryota; Metazoa; Arthropoda; Insecta; Diptera; Culicidae.
GUGUGGUUGUGUGUGCGAUAGUCGCAAUUUUAAGCAAUGCCAUGGUACCCCUACUUCUCGUGCUCAUCGACGCGAAGACGCGGUUUGCCUCGGUAGCCAUGGAUACCAACCAUUGCAGGCACUGCAGGCUGAUGAAGGUGUUAGUGGUAGCACUGCAUUAGAAAGUGAAAGCCACACGGAACCCCGUUACUCGGAUUACGUGUAUGCAGUGGUGCGGAUGCACUUGCCAUACUUUGCAGUUUUCAAUCGACGGUGCAUCGAAGAGGAAGAUCCCGCAGAAAAUAAAAAUCUCUUCGCUCUCCGAUGGCUUCCAGUGUAACCUCAGUGCCCCAGUGUCCACUAUCCGUGGAAAAGUGUCCUUCGCGGUACGAGGAAAACGACAUCGACGCCCUAGCUGCACUGUCGGAGCAGCACCGUACGAUUGCCGCGCAGGAACUGGGUGAAACAGAUGAGAAGCGAGGGGUGGCGGUAAGUGCAAUGCGCCAGUGGAUCGCCUCCCACCCGCACAUACGCAAGUGUCGCACGGAUGCACGGUUUUUGCUACGAUUUCUCCGUGCCCGUGCUUACGAUCUGGAUGCAGCGCGCAACACACUCGAGCGCUAUCUGACGAUGCGCCAGACGUUUCGAUUGUGGUACGAGAAUCUCGAUCCCACCGAUCGCUACAUGCGUGAGCUGGUGGAGGAGGUGCAAGGUUGUUUACCGCUCGGGGUGGACCGGGCCGGUCGUAUGGUGGCGCUGGUGCGUGUGCGGAGCUUCGAUGUAACGCGUUACAACUGCUAUCACCUCGGGCGCUUCCAGCAUAUGCUGUUCGAAGCGUUCUUCGAUGACGUGACGGUACAGGUCGGUGGUGGGGUGGCGAUCGUUGACUGUGAGGCGGCCACGAUGGGCCACAUGAUGUGCUUUAAGCUGACGGACGUGAGGAACUUCAUCGAGUGCAUCCAGCACGCACUGCCGGUGCGUGUGAAGGAGGUACACAUCGUCCGGUUGCCGAUGAUCGGUCAGGCCCUCGGUAAUCUCGUGCUGAGCUUCACCGGUGACGAGCUCCGGCGGCGCAUAUUCUUCCACAGCACCAUGGACGAGGUGGUCAAGUUUGUGGAUCGUGAACUGCUGCCGGUCGAGUAUGGUGGGAAGACGAAACCGGAGGAGGUUACGGCUGCGUUGAAGCAGCGUCUGGCAACCCAACGGGAUGCGCUGCUGCUGCUGGAUCAGAUGGAGAUCGACUGUGCACCGUACGCACACUUCUGGAACCAAACCGAAGCCGACGGUGACGUGGAGUUCGGCAUGGAGAUUGAUUAACGGAAUGUGAUGUGCAUGAAACAAGGGGUGGGGAGGGGUUUUCUACUUUCGGGUGGAGGAUCUAAUCAUUAAAUUGUAUAAUGAGGCUCGAGGGUUUUUCUUUUUCAUGUGGAAGCUGACAUGCAAUUGACCCGUUGCCGGGCGUACCACUUACUAGGCACCCUUUCCGGUGUUGGAUAGAUUUCAAUCAAGCUUGGAUGAUAGUCAAUUAGUGUCUAUAAGUACCCUAGGCGCUGCCAGGUAAGCAGUAGUAGGUUGUUGAGAUAAGACUCUCCUUGCAAUCGACUCUCAAUGCUAUCCGUUGACCCCAGCAAGCGAAGGCAUCAUUCCGUCAAAGCAUGUAUCAAACUAAGAUAGAUUUGAAUAAAAAGCACAUUCAAAGUGA